AUGGAGACCUCAAGCCCAUUGCCAGACACGCCAGUGUCCCUGCUGAGAGCUAUUGACGGUAGUCACCUUAGAUGGUCCGACUUUCGAACGAUUGUCCUCAGUGCAUUUCGGAUCAUCUUCACCGACAAUCUCCAGUUGUCCGAGUUGUCACGGCCCUUCUCUGACAGACUGAGGCCUUGCCUGCAGAAGCUUGACCGGUUCGACAAUCAAGAGAUAGAAUGGCGGGAACAGGUCACAAGUAACAAGGGAUUUGGAUCGUCAAUGGUGUUCCCUCCGAACAUCCUCCCCACGACGGGUGUCAACCUCAACCUCCAUCGAUCUCUGGCCCCAAAGCUCAAUCGAGAAGCACUUCCGCCGCGAGCCGUCAAGGCUCAAGAGAGUCUUUUCGAGCUGCCUGUUCCUCGACCUGGCCUCCUUACUGGGUUCACGACGCAGGCAUUCAACGAGAGAGAAUUGUCGGUUCUGCCUCAUUGCACAUCAGCAACGGGGACGAUUGUCGAUUUCGACUCGGGCACCGUGUCUCCAGGAACAAACACCUACUGCCCGUUCCUUGUCUUUGAGCGAUUGAACACCACGUCGGAGGAUGCUGUCCAGUCUGCCAAAAAUCAAUGUGCAAUCGCCGGAGCCCACUGUGUCAGGGCCUUGCAGCUUUUGUUCAGAAAAUGCACUAAGCCCCGUCCGGUCUUUGAAAAACCAAUAUCAUUCUCUUGUGCCCUCGACAAUUCCAUCGCUCUUGUCUACUACCACUACGUUGAUGCUGACGGCCGCUACUGUAUGUCGGAACUCUCCAGGUUCAAUCUUGACGACACGAGUGCUUUCAAGGAAUUCCAGGCAUGGAUCGAAGCGAUCGAGGAUUGGGGAUCGACAUACCUCCUACCCGUCAUUAAAAUUGCACUGAGACAACUCCUCAAGAGCCAUGGGACCCCGCCAAUAUCACCUAUGCCAUCACUCACGCUGUCAAUUGACACGGCCGCGGGAAGUGAUGAGGUCUUGAUGAAAGUCCUCCGCUCCACAUUUGGCACCAUCAAAUGGAAAUGUGAAGGGGAGUGCGAAACCCCGCUGAACAGUAGUAUCGCUCACUGUGGCACGCCACUCGGCGCCCGCAAAAUCAGGACCCUGGCUCUGUCGCCCACCUCACCGGUUGAUAUAAUGAGCGUGGUGUCGGGGCCCACCACGCCACUUUCCGUGUGGCGUAUGAGGCCAGACCGGUCCACCAGAUCCCCUACUGCCCGAAGGCAUCCUUUGUCGCCCUUGAGACUACGAUCUGAUAUCCCGGACUCUCCAUGUCGACGCGCCAGUCUCUCCCCAUGCACCCCUCCGCCAGAAGCCCCCAAUUCGGCGAAAUCCCCUAUGCUGGUACUGCAGAAGAGGGUAGAUUUGGCCAUGGAUGAAAUCCAAGAACUGAGGGCUCUGGUGCAGAUACUACAGGGGGAACUCGAGUCGACGAACAAUCAACUCGAGUUGGGCAGGAAGACGGCCGACAUCAUGACACCCGAAGCAUGUGAAGACGUUCCCGGCCGUCCGACAACUGGGCAUUCAACCAAUUUGAGAGAUUACCUUGUCCGGAGCCUUUCUCCGCUCUCCCACCUACCGUUGACCCAUGUUACUCAGAACCUCCUGGCCUCUGGGCUGUUAUUGCCUUGGGCCCUGUGCUUGUUCUUACUUGUCUCAGUUCUUUUAUCCGAUGACCUGAUGGUGGCUGCGUUUUAUCUAGCGCAGUUACCAGGAAGCGUGUUUGUCUGA
Messenger RNA from Fonsecaea nubica, 1743 nucleotides. RefSeq lists its product as hypothetical. The transcript has a single exon. NCBI's taxonomy places the organism in Eukaryota, Fungi, Ascomycota, Eurotiomycetes, Chaetothyriales, Herpotrichiellaceae. The record is from RefSeq and is a predicted model, not a curated record. Bases 1 to 1743 code for a protein of 580 amino acids.